AUGUCGACUCCGAGCUGCAUGAUCGACGCCAGCUUCAGGGAAGAACUGAAUCGGACUAGGGAUAAGGUGGAGGAACAGUUCAUGUUUGAGAAUAGUAAAGUAAGUUAUCUUUUAGUCAUUGAAAACGCUUUGUAACGAAAGUUCUUGCCCUUUUUCCGCUUUGUAAAGAUAGUUCUUGUCAUUUUUAUGCGUUGUAAAGAAAGUUUUUGCUUUUUAAGGUCGGCCGAGGCACAUACGGACAUGUCUACAAAGCAACAUUGAACAAGCCAGGCAAGGAGAACAAGGUCUAUUUUGCUUUGAAGUUGAUCGAAGGUGUUGGCUUCUCAAUGUCAGCAUGCAGAGAGAUAUCAUUGUUAAGGGAAUUGAAGUAAGUCAUACAUUUUAGGCUUGAAGAGUUAAUUUUAAUAUCUAGAAAAAGAGGUUUUGAUGAAAAAAGUAGAAUUUUAUUACCUAAAAACCUUGUUUUAGCUUUUAAAAUUCAGAAAAAAGUAGAGCUUUAUUACCUAAAAUUUGGAUUUGUUACUUAAAAUUUAAAUAUUGUUACCUAAAAUUUGGAUUUGUUACCUAAAAUUUGCAUUUUUUACCUAAAAUUUCGAUUAUUUUGCCUAAAAUUUGAAUUUUAUUACUUGAAAUUUUGAUUUUGUUACCUAAAAUUUGGAUUUUAUUACCUAAACCUUCAUUUUUCAGCCACCCAAACCUAAUCAAACUCCAACGAGUAUACCUGACCCCAGAACGAAAGGUGUGGCUUCUGUUUGAUUACGCCGAACACGACCUCUGGCACAUAAUCAAGACCCAUCGCAACUGCAAAUCGAACAAAAAGCAGAUUAUUGUAGCCAAGAGCAUGGUCAAGAGUCUAAUGUAUCAGAUCCUGGACGGUAUCCAAUACCUCCACUCUAACUGGAUCCUCCAUCGUGACCUGAAGCCGGCCAACAUCCUGGUAAUGGGCGAAACGACCGGUCUUGAGCGAGGUCGGGUCAAGAUUGCUGACAUGGGGUUCGCUCGAGUCUUCUACAAUCCGCUGAAGCCACUGGCCGAGCUGGACCCGGUCGUGGUCACGUUUUGGUAUCGUGCUCCCGAACUACUCCUCUGUGCCAAACACUACACCAAAGCCAUUGAUAUCUGGGCGAUUGGUUGUAUCUUCGCCGAACUAUUGAUGUCCGAACCAAUGUUCAUGUGCCGAGAAGAAGACAUCAAAGCCUCGAGUCCGUACCAUCCGGACCAGUUGAACAAAAUCUUCCAGGUCAUGGGCUACCCAACCGAAGCGGACUGGCCCGACCUCAAAAAAAUGCCCGAAUACCUGAAACUUCAGUCCGAAUUCAAGAGAAACAAUUUCUCGAACUGCUCGUUGAAGAAUCACAUGGAUCACAAGAAGAUCAAGACAGACGGCCAGCAGUUCGAUCUGCUCCAGAAGAUGUUAACCAUGGACCCACUGAAGAGGAUCACGGCUUACGAUGCCCUAAGGCAUCCAUACUUCAAAGAGGAUCCAUUACCUACCGAAGAUGUAUUUGCUUCAAGGAGUAUACCGUACGAAAAGAGAAGCUUUAUGAAUGACGAGCCUGACGACAAAGCUACGGCUUCGAAACACAUCCAACCAGCCAUGCAUAUUCAGCCUAAUAUGGAGCCGGCUAACAAGAGAAUGAAAAUGGUAAGGGCAGGGGCUUUGCCAGAGAGGGGGGGGGUGGAUUCUCCAUUCCCCCUGAUCUCCUGAACCGAUCUGAAAUUUUUUCUUAAAAUGUCGGCAAAUCAGAUUUUUAAAAUUGCAGUGCCUUUAGAAAUGGUAUUAGAAUUAUAAAAAAGUCUUGUCUUUUUUGGCAAUGAAAACACAUACAAAUCGACGGCAAGAAUCUAAUAUACACUCAAAAUGCCAUUGUUACCUAAAAAGCUUAGUUUUUGCUAAGUUUUUAUGAAAAAAUGAAACUUUGUUACCUAAAAAGCUUAAUUCAUGAUAGAUUAUGAUGAAAAAACGAAAUUUUGUGACCUAAAACUGUAGUUCAUGAUAAGUUUUUAAGAAAAAAGGGGGUUUUGUUACCUAAAAACCUUGUUUUAGCUUCAGUAACGUCUUUUAGUCUCGUUUAUACAAGAAAACGAAGAUUUAUUACCUGAAAAUCAAUUUUUUUGGUAUAUAAUAAACGAAGAGUCGACAAAACGUUUUUAAAAUUUAAAAAGUCAUUUUGAAAUUUUUCUAAUGAAUUGCUUUUUAAAAUCAAAAAUUCGCCCUUCAGGACCCCUUCCAAAUGAAACAAGACUCCAUGAACUUCCGCAACCCGCAACAAAUGCAACAACCCCAACAACCGGCCCUACCCGACUACGCUCAAGCCACUCAGUUACAACAACAACAAAUCCCAGGCUCGUCCAUGCCCAACAUCAUGCCACAACAUAACAUGAACAUGAACUAUCAACAGAACCAGCCCAUGAUGAAUCAACAACAACAAAUGCCCAAUCAACAACGCCCGCAGCCAAUGGGCAUGCCUAAUCAGCAACGUGCGUUUUGGGGUUGUUUGAUGUUGUAUUACAUAAAAAUUGGCAGGGAAUGAAAAUGACUACCUCGCCCGAGCCAGUUUUGAAAUUUCUGGUUGGGGAGGGGUAAAAAAACUUCGGGGGGGUUUUUUUGCAGGGUGCGAAGAGGAUGUGGUAGUAGGGAUGAUAAUUUCUUAAAUAAUAAAAAAUUAUUUUGGGAGGGGUAAAUUUUUAGGUAGGGGGGGGUGUGCAUCCUGCCAAAUUUUUUUGUUUAGAAAUGUAUUUUUAAAACAAAUACAAAAAAAAAUUUUUUUUGGAUUUUUUUACCUCCCCCUCUUUGCUCCCCUCCCCCCCCUUCUAAAAAAAAUCAAUAGUAGAAUCGCCUAGUUAUUUUUAAACAUAAAAUAUACUUUAUAACCCAUACGCUUUCCAGAAAUGCCAAUGCAAAACUACCCCGCCCAAAACCAGCCCCAAAAAAUGCCCCAACAACCGCCGCAAGGCCCACCUCAGCAACGUCAAAUGUACUACGACCAACAACAACAGAACCCACAACAACAACAGUUCGUUCAAGUGAAGCAGGAGGUGCAACAACGUCAAUACAUGAACCAACAACCCAUGGGACCGCCCCAAAUGCAACAACAACAACAACCCGGAAUGCCCAUGAGACAGGGCCAGCAACCACAACAAAACAUGAUGUCACAGCAACAAGGUGGGUUUGUAGUGGUUUAUGUGGAUAUUGAUGUAGUUUAUGGCUUGGGGUGGAUUUUACUGUUGAUAUUGAUGUAGUAUAUAGCUUGGCAGGACGGGUGGAUCUUAGUGUUGAUAUUGAUGUAGUUUAUGGCUUGAGAGGGGGUGAAUCCCUCUGGUGAUGUUGAUGUAGUAUAUGGCUCGUGGGGAUGGUUAAGAGAUCUGAUUAUAACGUGUAGUUUUACAUUUAAAAACCUUCAACAAGGUCCUUAAUAUAAAAUAAUGUCACUUUAGUAAUGCAACAACGACAAUUUGCUCAACAACAAGCCAUGAGAGCCAAUCCCAAUGUACAACAACAGCCUGGCAACAUGCAACAGAUGAGGCAAGGCUUCAAUCCUCAACAACAACAAAUGAUGCCAGGACAACAGCAACAGUUCAUGCAGCAGCAGCAACAGCCGAGGUAUCAGUAG
Messenger RNA from Bursaphelenchus okinawaensis, 3614 nucleotides. The record is from the annotation of a GenBank genome assembly. Lineage: Eukaryota; Metazoa; Nematoda; Chromadorea; Rhabditida; Aphelenchoididae.